Molecule: messenger RNA, 12700 nt
Organism: Mus pahari (shrew mouse)
Lineage: Eukaryota; Metazoa; Chordata; Mammalia; Rodentia; Muridae
Gene: Trrap
Product: transformation/transcription domain associated protein
Exons: 71
Coding region: 390-11894 (3834 amino acids)
Biological process (GO): regulation of DNA-templated transcription; DNA repair
Cellular component (GO): nucleus; NuA4 histone acetyltransferase complex; SAGA complex
Molecular function (GO): transcription coregulator activity; protein binding
Source: RefSeq, a predicted model, not a curated record
UACGGGUUGGGUGUGGGGGGCGAUGACGAAUCUUGAAGCUGCAGCAGCCCAGAGCCCCACCGGCCUAGGUGCUCAAGCAGAUAGGUCACCCAGGCGAUGAUUUAAAAGGACAGCACGCCCACCCAGGCGGCAGACCGCCCCUCCCUGCCCCGCUGCCCGCCCAGGCCGCACCCACUUGGGGGCGGUGCGCCCGAGCUUAGUUCUUGGUGGGCGGACGCCGCGGCUUUAAGCCGGGGCGGGACUGAGCGAGGAGCAGCAGCGGCGUCGGCGGCGGCGAGAGUUCUUGGGGACUCGGGCCCGGAUGCUGGGGACUAGUCGGCAGGUCCCGGCUGGAUAAACUCAUGGACUUGGCAUCUCAGGCUUGAGAAAGAAACAAACUCAGAAGAAAGAUGGCGUUUGUUGCAACCCAGGGGGCCACGGUGGUUGACCAAACCACUCUGAUGAAGAAAUACCUUCAGUUUGUGGCAGCUCUCACGGAUGUGAAUACACCUGAUGAAACGAAGUUGAAAAUGAUGCAGGAAGUCAGCGAGAACUUUGAGAAUGUCACGUCAUCUCCUCAGUAUUCUACAUUCCUGGAACACAUCAUCCCUCGAUUUCUUACAUUUCUCCAAGAUGGAGAAGUCCAGUUUCUUCAGGAGAAGCCAGCCCAGUUUGUCUUAAUCUUGAGAUUAAAAUGUCCUGAGAAAUAUAGCUUGAAGUUUUUUUUUGUUUGUUUUUUAAAGACGGAAAAUGAAGAAAAUGUUCUUAUUUGUCUAAGGAUAAUUAUUGAGCUGCACAAACAGUUCAGGCCACCAAUCACGCAAGAGAUUCAUCACUUUUUGGAUUUUGUGAAACAGAUUUACAAGGAGCUUCCAAAAGUAGUGAACCGCUACUUUGAGAACCCCCAGGGGAUCCCCGAGAACUCGGUGCCUCCCCCUGAAAUGGUCGGCAUGAUCACGACCGUCGCUGUGAAGGUCAACCCUGAGCGGGAGGACAGCGAGACUCGGACGCAUUCCAUCAUCCCACGAGGAUCGCUCUCACUGAAAGUCCUGGCUGAGCUCCCCAUCAUUGUUGUAUUGAUGUACCAGCUGUACAAACUGAAUAUCCACAACGUUGUUGCCGAGUUUGUGCCCCUGAUCAUGAAUACCAUUGCAAUUCAGGUAUCCACACAGGCCAGGCAACAUAAGCUUUACAACAAGGAGCUGUACGCCGACUUCAUUGCAGCCCAGAUCAAAACGUUGUCGUUUUUAGCCUACAUCAUCAGGAUUUACCAGGAGCUGGUGACGAAGUAUUCUCAGCAGAUGGUGAAAGGCAUGCUGCAGCUGCUUUCCAAUUGCCCAGCGGAGACUGCACACCUCAGGAAGGAGCUGCUCAUCGCGGCUAAGCACAUCCUCACCACGGAGCUGAGAAACCAGUUCAUCCCCUGCAUGGACAAGCUGUUUGAUGAAUCCAUCCUGAUUGGCUCUGGGUACACGGCUCGAGAGACACUCAGGCCCCUCGCUUACAGCACACUUGCGGACCUUGUGCACCACGUUCGCCAGCACCUGCCCCUUAGCGACCUUUCCCUCGCUGUCCAGCUCUUUGCCAAGAACAUCGAUGAUGAGUCCCUGCCCAGUAGCAUCCAAACCAUGUCCUGCAAACUCCUACUGAACCUGGUGGACUGCAUCCGCUCCAAGAGUGAGCAGGAGAGUGGCAAUGGCAGAGAUGUCCUGAUGCGGAUGCUGGAGGUUUUUGUCCUCAAGUUCCACACCAUUGCCCGGUACCAGCUCUCUGCCAUUUUUAGGAAAUGCAAACCUCAGUCUGAACUGGGGGCCGCAGAAGCUGCACUGCCUGGGGUGCCCCCAGCCCCUGCUGCCCCUGGCCCAGCCCCCUCCCCAGCCCCGGCCACCCCAGUGACCCCCGCCCCCGUGCCCCCAUUUGAGAAGCAAGGAGAGAAGGACAAGGAGGACAAGCAGACGUUCCAGGUCACAGAUUGCCGGAGUCUGGUGAAGACCUUGGUCUGCGGUGUCAAGACCAUCACGUGGGGCAUCACAUCGUGUAAAGCACCUGGUGAAGCUCAGUUUAUUCCUAACAAGCAGUUACAACCCAAAGAAACUCAGAUUUACAUCAAGCUGGUGAAGUAUGCGAUGCAGGCCUUGGAUAUUUAUCAGGUCCAGAUCGCAGGAAACGGACAAACAUACAUCCGAGUAGCCAACUGCCAGACCGUAAGGAUGAAGGAAGAGAAGGAGGUGCUGGAGCACUUCGCUGGGGUCUUCACCAUGAUGAACCCACUAACGUUCAAGGAGAUCUUCCAGACUACAGUUCCAUACAUGGUAGAAAGGAUCUCAAAAAACUAUGCUCUUCAGAUUGUUGCCAACUCCUUCCUGGCGAACCCCACUACCUCCGCUCUCUUUGCCACCAUCCUGGUGGAGUACCUCCUGGAGCGGCUGCCAGAAAUGGGCUCCAACGUGGAGCUCUCCAACUUGUACCUCAAGCUCUUCAAGCUGGUCUUCGGCUCAGUGUCUCUGUUUGCAGCGGAGAAUGAGCAGAUGCUGAAGCCUCACCUACACAAGAUCGUGAACAGCUCCAUGGAGCUGGCGCAGACCGCCAAGGAGCCCUACAACUACUUCCUUCUGCUCCGUGCUCUCUUCCGCUCCAUAGGAGGCGGCAGCCAUGACCUCCUGUAUCAGGAGUUUCUGCCUCUCCUUCCAAAUCUCCUCCAAGGACUGAACAUGCUGCAGAGCGGCCUGCAUAAGCAGCACAUGAAGGAUCUCUUUGUAGAGCUGUGUCUCACCGUGCCAGUACGGCUGAGCUCUCUCCUGCCCUAUCUGCCCAUGUUGAUGGAUCCCUUGGUGUCUGCCCUCAAUGGGUCUCAGACGUUGGUCAGCCAAGGCCUGAGGACCUUGGAGUUGUGUGUGGACAACCUGCAGCCGGAUUUCCUCUAUGACCACAUUCAGCCCGUGCGCGCAGAGCUCAUGCAGGCUUUGUGGCGCACACUUCGAAACCCUGCAGACAGCAUCUCCCACGUGGCCUACCGCGUGCUUGGGAAGUUUGGUGGCAGCAACAGGAAGAUGUUGAAGGAGUCCCAGAAGCUGCACUAUGUUGUGACUGAAGUUCAAGGUCCCAGCAUUACUGUGGAGUUCUCUGAUUGCAAAGCUUCUCUCCAGCUUCCAAUGGAAAAGGCCAUUGAGACUGCUUUGGACUGCCUGAAAAGUGCCAACACAGAGCCCUACUACCGGAGGCAGGCAUGGGAGGUGAUCAGGUGCUUCCUGGUGGCCAUGAUGAGCCUGGAGGACAACAAGCACGCGCUCUACCAGCUGCUGGCGCACCCCAACUUUACAGAGAAGACCAUUCCCAAUGUCAUCAUAUCACACCGCUACAAAGCACAGGACACUCCAGCCCGGAAGACAUUUGAACAGGCUCUGACUGGGGCAUUCAUGUCUGCAGUCAUCAAAGACCUGCGACCCAGUGCCCUGCCCUUUGUGGCCAGCUUGAUCCGCCACUACACCAUGGUAGCAGUGGCUCAGCAGUGUGGUCCUUUCUUGCUGCCUUGCUACCAGGUGGGCAGCCAGCCCAGCACAGCCAUGUUCCACAGUGAAGAAAAUGGGUCCAAAGGAAUGGAUCCCUUGGUCCUUAUUGAUGCCAUCGCUAUCUGUAUGGCUUAUGAAGAAAAGGAACUGUGCAAGAUUGGGGAGGUGGCCCUGGCUGUGAUAUUCGAUGUGGCGAGCAUCAUCCUGGGCUCAAAAGAGAGGGCGUGCCAGCUGCCCCUCUUCUCCUACAUUGUGGAGCGCUUGUGCGCCUGCUGCUAUGAGCAGGCCUGGUAUGCAAAGCUGGGGGGCGUGGUGUCCAUUAAGUUUCUCAUGGAGCGGCUCCCACUCACGUGGGUUCUCCAGAACCAGCAGACAUUCCUCAAAGCUCUGCUCUUUGUAAUGAUGGACCUGACUGGAGAGGUUUCCAAUGGGGCAGUGGCCAUGGCGAAGACCACCCUGGAGCAGCUCCUGAUGAGAUGUGCAACCCCUUUGAAGGAUGAGGAGAGAGCUGAGGAGAUUGUGCUGGCUCAGGAGAAAUCUUUUCACCACGUGACUCACGAUUUGGUUCGUGAAGUCACCUCCCCAAACUCGACUGUGAGAAAGCAGGCCAUGCAUUCACUGCAGGUCUUGGCCCAGGUCACCGGAAAAAGUGUGACAGUAAUUAUGGAGCCACAUAAAGAGGUCCUUCAGGAUAUGGUUCCACCGAAGAAGCACCUGCUGCGCCACCAGCCUGCCAACGCCCAGAUCGGCCUGAUGGAGGGCAACACGUUCUGCACCACGCUGCAGCCUCGACUCUUCACGAUGGAUCUCAACGUGGUGGAGCACAAGGUCUUCUACACAGAGCUGCUGAAUUUGUGUGAGGCUGAGGAUUCUGCUCUGACCAAGCUACCCUGUUAUAAAAGCCUCCCAUCGCUUGUGCCCUUACGGAUCGCAGCAUUAAAUGCUCUCGCUGCCUGCAAUUACCUGCCUCAGUCCAGGGAGAAAAUCAUUGCUGCUCUCUUCAAAGCCCUCAACUCUACCAACAGUGAGCUGCAGGAGGCUGGGGAGGCCUGCAUGAGGAAGUUUUUGGAAGGUGCCACCAUAGAAGUAGAUCAGAUUCAUACGCACAUGCGGCCCUUGCUGAUGAUGCUGGGAGACUACCGGAGCUUGACCCUGAAUGUAGUGAACCGGCUCACCUCCGUUACUCGCCUCUUCCCAAAUUCCUUCAAUGAUAAGUUUUGUGACCAGAUGAUGCAACAUCUGCGCAAGUGGAUGGAAGUGGUGGUCAUCACCCACAAAGGGGGCCAGAGGAGUGACGGAAACGAGAGCCUUUCAGAGUGCGGGAGGUGCUCCCUGUCUCCAUUCUGUCAGUUUGAGGAAAUGAAGAUUUGCUCGGCAAUUAUAAACCUUUUCCAUCUGAUCCCAGCUGCUCCUCAAACACUGGUCAAGCCUUUGCUGGAGGUUGUGAUGAAGACAGAGCGCGCCAUGCUGAUUGAGGCGGGCAGUCCAUUCAGAGAGCCACUUAUCAAGUUCCUGACGCGGCAUCCCUCGCAGACAGUGGAGCUGUUCAUGAUGGAAGCGACGCUGAAUGACCCCCAGUGGAGCCGGAUGUUCAUGAGUUUCUUAAAACACAAAGAUGCCAGACCUCUGAGGGAUGUGUUGGCAGCAAACCCCAACAGGUUCAUCACUCUGCUGCUGCCUGGUGGCGCACAGACAGCAGUCCGCCCCGGCUCGCCCAGUACCAGUAACAUGCGCCUGGACCUCCAGUUCCAGGCCAUCAAGAUCAUAAGCAUCAUAGUUAAAAAUGAUGAUGCCUGGCUGGCCAGUCAGCACUCUCUGGUGAGCCAGUUGAGGCGAGUGUGGGUGAGCGAGACCUUUCAAGAAAGACACCGCAAAGAGAACAUGGCUGCCACCAACUGGAAGGAGCCCAAGCUUCUGGCCUUCUGUCUGCUGAACUAUUGCAAAAGGAACUAUGGCGACAUAGAGCUGCUGUUCCAGCUGCUCCGAGCCUUCACUGGUCGCUUCCUGUGCAACAUGACCUUCUUGAAGGAGUAUAUGGAAGAAGAGGUCCCCAAAAAUUACAGCAUCGCUCAAAAGCGGGCACUCUUUUUCCGAUUUGUAGAGUUUAAUGACCCCAACUUUGGAGAUGAGCUGAAAGCAAAGGUUCUGCAGCACAUCUUGAAUCCUGCUUUCUUGUACAGCUUUGAGAAGGGGGAAGGAGAGCAGCUGUUAGGACCUCCUAAUCCAGAAGGAGACAACCCCGAGAGCAUCACCAGUGUGUUUAUAACCAAGGUCCUGGACCCCGAGAAGCAAGCUGACAUGCUGGACUCCCUGCGGAUCUACCUGCUGCAGUAUGCCACGCUGCUGGUGGAGCAUGCCCCCCACCACAUCCAUGACAACAACAAGAACCGCAAUAGCAAGCUGCGCCGUCUGAUGACCUUCGCGUGGCCCUGUCUGCUCUCCAAGGCUUGCGUGGAUCCUGCUUGCAAAUACAGCGGGCACCUGCUGCUGGCGCACAUCAUCGCCAAAUUUGCCAUCCAUAAGAAAAUCGUCCUGCAGGUUUUCCACAGUCUUCUCAAGGCUCACGCAAUGGAAGCCCGAGCAAUUGUGAGACAGGCAAUGGCCAUUUUGACCCCAGCAGUGCCAGCCCGCAUGGAGGAUGGACACCAGAUGCUGACACACUGGACUAGGAAGAUCAUUGUGGAGGAGGGGCACACGGUCCCACAGCUGGUGCAUAUUCUUCACCUCAUAGUGCAGCACUUUAAGGUGUACUACCCGGUGCGGCACCACUUGGUACAGCACAUGGUCAGUGCCAUGCAGAGGCUGGGCUUCACACCCAGUGUCACCAUUGAGCAGAGGAGGCUGGCUGUGGACCUCUCCGAGGUUGUCAUCAAGUGGGAACUGCAGAGGAUCAAGGACCAGCAACCGGAUUCUGACAUGGACCCAAAUUCCGGUGGAGAGGGCGUCAACUCAGUGUCCAUUAAGAGAGGCCUGUCUGUAGACUCUGCGCAGGAGGUGAAACGCUUCAGGGCAGCCACCGGAGCCAUCAGCGCAGUGUUCGGGAGGAGCCAGUCCCUGCCGGGAGCUGACUCUCUUCUUGCCAAGCCCAUUGACAAGCAGCACACGGACACUGUGGUGAACUUCCUCAUUCGAGUGGCUUGCCAGGUGAACGACAAUACCAACACGGCAGGGUCGCCUGGGGAGGUGCUCUCUCGCCGCUGUGUGAAUCUUCUCAAGACCGCUCUACGGCCAGAUAUGUGGUGCAAGUCUGAGCUCAAACUGCAGUGGUUUGACAAGCUGCUGAUGACCGUGGAGCAGCCUAACCAGGUGAACUAUGGGAAUAUCUGCACAGGGUUGGAAGUCCUGAACUUCUUACUAACUGUGCUGCAGUCUCCGGCCAUCCUCAGUAGCUUCAAGCCCCUGCAACGGGGCAUUGCAGCCUGCAUGACAUGUGGGAACACCAAGGUGCUGCGAGCUGUGCACAGCCUCCUCUCUCGCCUCAUGAGCAUUUUCCCUACAGAGCCAAGCACUUCAAGCGUGGCAUCCAAGUAUGAGGAGCUGGAGUGCCUCUAUGCUGCCGUGGGGAAGGUCAUCUACGAAGGCCUAACUAACUACGAGAAAGCCACCAGUGCCAACCCCUCCCAGCUCUUCGGAACACUUAUGAUCCUCAAGUCAGCCUGUUGCAACAACCCAAGCUACAUCGACAGACUCAUCUCUGUCUUCAUGCGCUCCCUACAGAAGAUGGUCCGAGAGCAUCUAAAUCCACAGACAGCAUCCGGGAGCACCGAAGCAACCGCAGCUGGAACAAGCGAGCUGGUGAUGCUGAGCCUGGAUCUUGUGAAGACUCGUCUGGCGGUGAUGAGCAUGGAGAUGCGGAAGAACUUUAUCCAGACCAUCUUGACCUCCCUCAUUGAGAAGUCCCCAGAUGCCAAGAUCCUCCGAGCUGUGGUGAAGAUCGUGGAGGAAUGGGUUAAGAAUAAUUCCCCGAUGGCAGCCAAUCAGACACCUACACUCCGGGAGAAGUCAAUCCUGCUCGUGAAAAUGAUGACUUACAUAGAGAAACGCUUUCCGGAAGACCUUGAACUAAAUGCCCAGUUUUUGGACCUUGUUAACUAUGUGUACAGGGAUGAGGCACUCUCGGGCAGUGAGCUGACUGCAAAGCUUGAGCCUGCCUUUCUCUCUGGACUGCGCUGUGCCCAACCAUUGAUCAGAGCCAAGUUUUUCGAGGUUUUUGACAACUCUAUGAAACGGCGCGUCUAUGAGCGUCUGCUGUACGUCACCUGUUCCCAGAAUUGGGAAGCCAUGGGGAGCCAUUUCUGGAUCAAGCAGUGCAUUGAGCUCCUCCUGGCCGUGUGUGAGAAGAGCACUGCCAUUGGUACCAGCUGCCAGGGAGCCAUGCUCCCGUCCAUUACCAACGUCAUCAACCUGGCCGACAGCCACGACCGAGCUGCCUUUGCCAUGGUCACUCACGUCAAGCAGGAACCUCGGGAACGAGAGAACAGUGAGUCUAAAGAAGAGGACGUAGAGAUUGAUAUUGAGCUGGCUCCUGGCGAUCAGACCAGCACACCCAAAACCAAAGAGCUUUCUGAGAAGGACAUUGGAAACCAGCUGCACAUGCUCACCAACAGACAUGACAAAUUUCUUGACACUCUCCGGGAAGUGAAGACUGGGGCACUGCUCAGCGCCUUCGUUCAGCUCUGCCACAUUUCCACAACGUUGGCUGAGAAGACCUGGGUCCAGCUUUUCCCGAGGCUGUGGAAAAUCCUCUCUGACAGACAGCAGCAUGCUCUGGCGGGGGAGAUCAGCCCUUUCCUGUGCAGCGGCAGUCAUCAGGUUCAGCGAGACUGUCAGCCCAGCGCAUUGAACUGCUUUGUGGAAGCCAUGUCCCAGUGCGUCCCCCCCAUCCCCAUGCGACCCUGUGUGCUGAAGUACCUGGGAAAGACUCAUAACCUCUGGCUCCGCUCCACGCUGAUGCUGGAGCACCAGGCCUUUGAGAAGGGGCUGAGCCUGCCCAUCAAGCCAAAGCAGACGGCCGAGUUUUACGAGCAGGAGAGCAUAACCCCGCCUCAGCAGGAGAUACUGGAUUCCCUUGCUGAACUUUACUCUCUGUUACAAGAGGAAGACAUGUGGGCCGGCCUGUGGCAGAAGCGAUGCAAAUUCUCAGAGACUGCCACCGCCAUUGCUUAUGAGCAGCACGGCUUCUUUGAGCAGGCCCAAGAGUCCUAUGAGAAGGCAAUGGACAAGGCUAAGAAAGAGCAUGAACGCAGUAACGCCUCGCCUGCCAUUUUCCCUGAGUACCAGCUCUGGGAGGACCACUGGAUUAGGUGCUCCAAGGAGCUGAACCAGUGGGAAGCCUUGACUGAGUUUGGCCAGUCUAAGGGCCACAUAAAUCCUUACCUGGUCCUGGAGUGUGCAUGGAGGGUGUCCAACUGGACUGCCAUGAAGGAGGCACUGGUGCAGGUGGAGGUCAGCUGCCCCAAGGAGAUGGCUUGGAAGGUUAACAUGUACCGAGGGUACCUGGCCAUUUGCCACCCCGAGGAACAGCAGCUCAGCUUCAUUGAGCGCCUGGUGGAGAUGGCCAGCAGCUUGGCUAUCCGUGAGUGGCGGCGGCUGCCCCACGUGGUGUCCCACGUGCAUACACCUCUUCUGCAGGCUGCCCAGCAGAUCAUCGAGCUUCAGGAGGCUGCACAGAUCAAUGCAGGCCUGCAGCCGACCAACCUGGGCCGGAACAACAGCCUCCACGACAUGAAGACCGUGGUGAAGACCUGGAGGAACCGGCUGCCCAUCGUGUCUGACGACUUGUCCCACUGGAGCAGCGUCUUCAUGUGGCGGCAGCACCAUUACCAGGGUAAACCGACCUGGUCCAGCAUGCACUCAUCAUCUAUUGUAACUGCAUAUGAAAAUAGCUCUCACCAUGACCCAAGUUCCAAUAAUGCCAUGCUUGGAGUUCAUGCCUCAGCCUCUGCCAUCAUCCAGUAUGGGAAAAUUGCCCGGAAACAAGGUCUAGUUAACGUGGCGCUGGACAUACUGAGCCGUAUCCACACCAUCCCCACCGUUCCCAUCGUGGAUUGCUUCCAGAAGAUUCGACAGCAAGUGAAAUGCUACCUCCAACUGGCAGGAGUGAUGGGCAAGAAUGAGUGCAUGCAGGGCCUUGAAGUUAUUGAGUCUACAAACCUAAAAUACUUCACGAAGGAGAUGACAGCCGAGUUUUACGCCCUGAAGGGAAUGUUCCUGGCUCAGAUCAACAAAUCUGAGGAGGCCAACAAAGCGUUCUCGGCUGCCGUGCAGAUGCACGAUGUGCUGGUGAAGGCCUGGGCCAUGUGGGGGGACUACCUGGAGAGCAUCUUCGUGAAGGAGCGGCAGCUGCACCUGGGCGUGUCUGCCAUCACCUGCUACCUGCAUGCCUGCCGGCAUCAGAAUGAGAGCAAGUCAAGGAAGUACUUGGCCAAGGUACUAUGGCUUCUGAGUUUCGAUGAUGACAAAAACACGCUGGCGGAUGCUGUAGACAAGUACUGCAUCGGUGUACCCCCCAUCCAGUGGCUGGCAUGGAUCCCGCAGCUGCUCACCUGCCUGGUGGGCUCUGAGGGCAAGCUGCUGUUGAACCUCAUCAGCCAGGUUGGACGGGUAUAUCCCCAGGCCGUCUACUUUCCCAUCCGGACUCUGUACCUGACCCUGAAGAUUGAGCAGAGGGAACGCUACAAGAGUGAUCCAGGGCCCAUAAGAGCAACAGCGCCCAUGUGGCGCUGCAGCCGAAUCAUGCACAUGCAGAGGGAGCUCCACCCCACCCUCCUGUCUUCCCUGGAAGGCAUCGUCGACCAGAUGGUCUGGUUCAGAGAGAACUGGCAUGAAGAGGUGCUCAGGCAGCUCCAGCAGGGCCUGGCGAAAUGUUACUCUGUUGCCUUUGAAAAGAGCGGUGCUGUAUCCGAUGCCAAGAUCACCCCUCACACUCUUAACUUUGUCAAGAAGCUGGUGAGCACUUUCGGGGUGGGCCUGGAGAAUGUGUCCAACGUCUCAACCAUGUUCUCCAGUGCAGCCUCUGAGUCUCUGGCCCGCCGGGCACAAGCCACAGCCCAGGACCCUGUCUUCCAGAAGCUGAAGGGCCAGUUCACCACAGAUUUUGACUUCAGUGUCCCAGGGUCCAUGAAGCUUCAUAACCUGAUCUCUAAAUUGAAGAAGUGGAUCAAGAUCCUCGAGGCGAAGACCAAGCAGCUCCCCAAGUUCUUCCUCAUAGAGGAAAAGUGUCGCUUCCUGAGCAAUUUCUCAGCUCAGACGGCCGAAGUGGAGAUCCCUGGGGAGUUUCUGAUGCCUAAGCCAACACAUUACUAUAUCAAGAUCGCUCGCUUUAUGCCCCGAGUGGAGAUUGUGCAGAAGCACAACACAGCAGCCCGCAGGCUGUACAUCCGCGGGCACAACGGCAAGAUUUACCCGUACCUGGUCAUGAACGAUGCCUGCCUCACGGAGUCGCGCAGGGAGGAGCGAGUGCUGCAGCUGCUGCGCCUGCUGAACCCUUGCCUGGAGAGGAGGAAGGAGACCACCAAGAGGCACUUGUUCUUCACAGUUCCUCGGGUCGUGGCUGUGUCCCCGCAGAUGCGCCUCGUGGAAGACAACCCCUCUUCACUUUCCCUCGUGGAGAUCUACAAGCAGCGCUGUGCCAAGAAAGGCAUUGAGCAUGACAACCCCAUCUCCCGUUACUAUGACAGGCUGGCCACAGUGCAGGCACGGGGAACCCAGGCCAGCCACCAGGUCCUCCGAGACAUUCUCAAAGAGGUCCAGAGCAACAUGGUCCCCCGCAGCAUGCUGAAGGAGUGGGCCCUGCACACUUUCCCCAACGCUACAGACUACUGGACCUUCCGGAAGAUGUUCACCAUUCAGUUGGCACUCAUCGGCUUUGCAGAGUUUGUCCUGCACCUAAAUAGGCUCAACCCUGAGAUGCUACAGAUUGCUCAGGACACGGGCAAGCUGAACGUUGCUUACUUCCGAUUUGACAUAAAUGAUGCAACUGGGGACUUAGACGCCAACCGUCCAGUCCCUUUCCGCCUCACACCAAACAUAUCUGAGUUCCUGACCACCAUUGGUGUCUCCGGCCCGCUGACUGCCUCCAUGAUUGCAGUUGCACGGUGCUUUGCCCAGCCUAACUUCAAGGUGGAUGGCAUUCUGAAAACUGUGCUCCGAGAUGAGAUCAUUGCUUGGCACAAAAAGACGCAGGAGGACACUUCCUCCCCACUGUCGGCCGCAGGGCAGCCAGAGAACAUGGACAGCCAGCAGCUGGUUUCCUUAGUUCAGAAAGCUGUCACUGCCAUCAUGACCCGCCUGCACAACUUGGCCCAGUUCGAUGGUGGGGAGAGCAAGGUGAACACCCUGGUGGCCGCUGCCAACAGCCUGGACAACCUGUGUCGCAUGGACCCUGCCUGGCAUCCGUGGCUGUGACCUCAGCGGCCACCCCACCUAGAAUGUGAAAUGUGCCUCUCAGCCUCUGAGCCCCUGGCUGUUGAGACCUCUCUCUGCCUUGUUACCCACUUUAUUCAGUUACCUUCCCAGUCGUGUGUGUGUGUGUGUGUGUGUGUGUGUGUGUGUGUGUGUGGAAGAGCAUGGGAUUAGUCCUGGAGGGAGCCCCUGCACACAAGGAUGGCCCGGCCGUUGGAGGUGGCAGAGCUGAACUCGGCAGCUUCUGAGAUGCCUUUUAACUUGAGGAGCCCCAGACUGGGACUCCCUGUGGUACUCCUGUCUCAGUGUGAAGGGCAGUUGAGAAUGUCCCCUCCAACCCCAACUUCCAGAAACUACACCUCAGAGUGGCUGCGCGCUGUCAAACCGGGUCUAGGAAAUCCAGUGUUAGAGAAGCAGGAAUCAGGAGCAGCUGGACAGAUGUGCGUCUCUGAGCACAGAUUUCACUCUCUCACUGGUUUGGAAAAUCUCGCUAAGUCUGCUGAUGCGGCUCAGUGAGCCCGAGUGGCCCGCAGGGGAAGGAAAGCUGCCCCAGGUCUCUUCAGUCAGAGCCGCCGAUUCAGCUGUGCAGAACGGAGCUGAGGCCAGCGGGCCAGCCUUUCUCUCGCCUGCCAGCUUGUUGGGUGUCUUUUAGAGAUUUACUAUCAUUGUACCAGGAAAAAGAGACAAGAAAAUCAUUUUUGUUUUUUCUUCCUAAUUUAAAAAGAAAGCAGUGAGUUUGUCCCCUUUAGUCUGUUAUGUUGACAUUUUUAUAAAUCUGAGCAUUGAGAAUGUUCUAGCUAAAUUUGUAC